Saprolegnia diclina VS20 is the source of this 2120-nucleotide messenger RNA. RefSeq lists its product as hypothetical. Gene Ontology annotation, biological process: microtubule-based movement; mitotic spindle organization. Gene Ontology annotation, molecular function: microtubule motor activity; microtubule binding; ATP binding. The record is from RefSeq and is a predicted model, not a curated record. NCBI's taxonomy places the organism in Eukaryota, Oomycota, Saprolegniomycetes, Saprolegniales, Saprolegniaceae. Bases 49 to 2073 code for a protein of 674 amino acids. The transcript has 20 exons.
UGACCAUUGUCGCUGGCGGAAAACUGACUUGGCAGCCGUUUUGAAUCGAUGAGCAGCAAGAUCCGCGUGGUUGUGCGCGUGCGGCCGCCGCUCUCGAUUGAGAAGGCGCACCAGUGCACGAGCCUCGUGUUGGACCCGCGGGCCAAGCGCGUCCGGCUCGGAAAGGACGCGGCAAAGGAUUUUCAAUUCGACCAAGUCUUUGAGCCGACGACGACCCAGAGCGAGCUGUACGAGCGCACGGGCGUCGCCAGCAUGAUCGCCAGCGUUCUAGACGGGUUUCACGCGACCAUCUUUGCCUACGGCCAGACCGGGUCGGGCAAAACCUUUAGCAUGGAAGGCUACGAGUACGAGAAAACAGCAUCCCGGCCCACUGAGCGCGUGAACGCCCGGCCCAAAGUCGACGUGUCGUCCGACCGCCUUGGCAUCGUCCCUCGUGUGAUCUUGGGCAUCUACAAUGCGGUGGCGAGCGCCGACAAGAUCCGCGAGUAUACGAUUCGAUGCUCGUUUGUUCAGAUCUACAACGAGCAGAUCCUCGACCUCUUGAACCCAAGUCUGGGGGCCGCCACAAAGUCGCUUCGACUGCGCUGGGCAGCCACCCACGAGUUUUACGUUGAGAACCUCAUCACGAUCACGUGCACGAGCGCCGACGAGAUGCUGUCGAAAUUCCAAGACGGCGUCAAGCACAAAAUCAUGGCAUCGCACAACCUCAACGCAGCGUCGUCGCGGUCCCACUGCAUCUACACCUUGUAUGUCGAGAGUGUCGAUACGACCAACCCCGAAGACGUGGUCAAGGCCAAGCUCUCGCUCGUCGACUUGGCUGGCUCGGAGCGCGUGGUCAAGACGGGCGCGACCGGGGUCACGCUGCAAGAGUCGAUCGGCAUCAACAAGUCGCUCUUCGUCUUGCGCCAAGUGAUUCAGACGCUCAGCGACGAGGCCAAAGACGGAGGCGACACCAAACACGUACCAUACCGCGACUCGAAGCUCACGGCGCUUCUCAAGCACAGCUUGGGUGGCAACAGCAUCACGCUUAUGAUCGCUUGCCUCUCGCCCAGCGACGUCUAUAUGGACGAGAACCUGAGCACGCUCGUGUAUGCGGCCCGCGCGCAGUCGAUUGCCAACAAGCCAACCAAGAACGAAGACCCCAAGACGCUCUUGAUCCAGCAGCUUCGCGACGAAGUUGCGCAGCUCAAAGCACAGCUGGCCCACGCCCACGACGUGAUUAUGCAGCUGGGGGGCAAGGACGAACGCGUGCUGGGAUCUAUGAGCAGUCAGCGCCAGAGCGACCAGGAAGGAACGGCGGCGCUGCCCACAACGACAAGGCACAAGACGAGCGACAACAACGAAUGUGAUCCGCGGCUCGAGCCUGCGGCUCCGCUUGCCAAGCCGGGCAAACUUCUGGCACAACCAAGCCGCAACAACAACCAAGAAAAGGACAGUGCGGUGACGUUGUCACCGUCCUCAACCAAAGCAAACGAGGCGCAAGCGACUGUCGAAACCACCAAGUUGCAGCUGCACGUCAUCGACAACGUGUCGCUGAUCAAAACCAUGUUUCAAAACGAGCGAACGCUGCGGCUCGCGCUGGAGAAAGCCCAAGGCGACGUCGGCGCACAGACGGCGGAAGUACGCGCGCUCAACCUCGAGAACCGCGCGCUACGGGAGCGCAUGGAGGUCCUCGAGUACUUGGCACUCGGCGCUGAUGACGGCGUGUCCUUGGCGCGGCCCUCCCAAGACCGCAUCGACAACGUGCUCACGGAGCGCGCAGCUUCUUCUACCCUACCCCCUCCGAGUCUUGCAACAACCAGCAAACCCGCUACUGUCGACGCCAAGCCAACGCACGAGACUGGCGUGCUCUCGAUCAGUGAGCUCCGCCAUCUCCUGAGUGGCAAGCCCAAAUCGAGCGAUGCGCCAGCGCAACGCAACCGGGCGACCCGGCGUGUGCAUAGCGCCGCCGACAUUCCCACCCGCCCGUCGCUGCUCGAGCAAGACCCGACAGAGACGCUAUCGGAGCUCAACCGGUUACUACGCGCCAAGGCCACCCUCAAAGCAGCUUCCAGUCGACCCACUCCGUUAUAGAAAGAGAGCUAUAGACAGUGGAAACAUGCAACAUUAUUGUCCGUCGA